GCAACAUUGAGGACUGUCAGAUAUCGCUAAUUUAGCAAGCGGCAACAUACCUUAACAUCAGAAACCAGACAUUCUUGUUUGUGUAGGCUGGUGUUCAGCACCCUUGUGGAUGGAGUACAUGCUCCAGUGAAAUGACAGACCAGGGCAAUAAUAAUCAGAACAUCGCGCGAAACCCCUUUGCUGCCCUCUUCAGUUCCCUAGCUGAUGCCAAGCAGUUUGCAUCAGGUCAAAAGCAACAGCAACAUACUGAACCACCAUCGGAAGACUCAGGGGAAAGUCAGUCAGAAUCCGAAAAUUCAGUGUCUGACAGCAUUGAUGACAAUGAUGACUCAGUGGCUGAGAUCAGCCGCUCGUUCCGCUCACGGCAGGAGCUGUGCGAGCAGCUCAAUGUUAAUCACAUGAUCCAGAGAAUCUUCCUCAUCACAUUAGACAACAGUGAUCCCAGUUUAAGAGGAGGUAAUGGCAUCCCCCCACGUUGUGUCUAUCUUGAAGAAAUGGCAGCUGAUCUUGAUGGCCAAGAUUGGCUUGAUAUGGACACAAUUGAGCAGGCUCUUUUCAAUAGGCUCCUUCUGCUGGAGCCAGGGAAUCACCUUAUUUACAUGACCUCCUGUAGUGGAGUUAACCUCUCAGCAGACCGUGAUGCAGGCGAGAAGUGCGCUAUACCGUACCUCUAUUCCUGCUACCAGAGAGCUAAGGAAGAGGUGACUAAAGUGCCAGAGAAACUCUUGUCAUACGCUGUGCGCUGUAAGAACUUGACUGUGUCCAACGCUCGCACAGUCCUGCUCACCCCAGAGAUUUACAUCAGCCAGAACGUCUAUGAACAGCUGCUGGACCUGCUGCUGGAAGGAGUUAGUGGAGCUCGACUGGAGGAGGUGGUAGAGUUUGUUGAGGAGGUUAUUGCUGGCCUUUUAGCUGACCAGGAGGUCCGGACUUUUGGAGAGGUGAUGGUGCCAGUGUUUGACAUUUUCCACGGUCGAGUGAAAGACUUAGACCUCUGCCAGCCCCUGCUCUACUCAUACCUAGAAAUUCUCAUCUACUUCAGCCGUCAAAAAGACAUCGCUAGGGUCUUGGUCGAGUACAUCCAGCCCAAAGAUCCCAGCAAUGGACUGCAGUACCAGAAGACCCUUCUGGGUACAGUGUUGAAUAUUUCUUGUUUACUGAAAACCCCUGGGGUUGUGGAAAGUCAUGGAUUUUUCCUCAAUCCCUCACGAUCCAGUCCACAGGAAAUGAAGAUUCAAGAGUCUAACAUACACCAGUUCAUGGGUCAGUUUCACGAAAAGCUGUAUCAGAUCCUGAAGAACCUGCUCCAGCAGUCUAACGAGACGCGUCACCUUCUGCUCUCCUGGCUCGGCAGCUGCCUGCAGGCUAACACCGGGAGGGCCAAGAUCUGGGCCAAUCAGAUGCCUGAGAUCUUUUUCCAAAUGUAUGCCUCGGAUGCCUUCUUCCUCAACCUGGGCGCCGCGCUGCUGAAGCUGUGCCAGCCCUUCUGUCGCCCUCGUUCCCCCAAACUGCUGACCUUUAACCCUACUUACUGUGCCCUGAAGGAGCUGAGCGAAGAGGAGAGACGUAACAGGAACGUGCAUGCCAGAGGUCUCGACAAGGAGACGUGUCUGAUACCUGUUCCUCCUCAGCAAACACUUGAAUUUGCCCAGUCGUAUGGUCUCCUUACUGAAAACCUCAUCUUAACCCAGCUUACGCUUCACCUGGGCUUUCAUAGGCUGCACGAUCAGAUGGUUAAGAUGAACCAGUCUCUUCACCGGCUCCAGGGGACAUGGAGGGAGGCUCAGCUCAGUGGUGGUCCGGCAGCGGAGCAGCUGCGUGAACAGUUUGAGCGUCUAAUGACUGUCUACCUGUCCACCAAAGCCGCUGCCACUCAGCCAGCCAUGCUACAGAACUGCCUCAAUCUCCAGGCGUCCUGUGCUGCUCUGCUCGUCCAGCUCGGCCUGGGAAACCAAGGCCCUGAGCACGUUCAGCUCUCAUUCCCUCUGCCUCCACUGCACAAUAGCAUGUUGUGUUGUGUUCCAGAGUUCUUUGCUGACAAUAUGGGCGAUUUCUUCAUAUUCCUUCGGCGCUUUGCUGAUGAGGUGCUGGAGACCUCAGCUGAGAGCUUAGAACAAGUCUUAAACUUCAUUACUAUGUUCAUGGGAAAUGUUGAAAGGAUGAAGAAUCCUCAUUUGCGAGCAAAGCUGGCAGAGGUUCUGGAAGCUGUGAUGCCCCACAUGGAGGCUGUGUCACCUGGCACUCCACAACCCAUCAUGUUUCAGCGCCAGAGAGUCUUCUGUUCUUACCGCCAUGCACCUCAUUUGGCCGAAGCUCUUAUCACUGUGUUUGUGGACAUUGAGUUCACAGGCGAUCCUCACCAGUUUGAGCAGAAGUUUAACUACAGACGACCUAUGUACCCAAUACUGAAGUAUAUGUGGGGAAAGGAGAACUACAGGGAAAGCAUCAAGCGUCUGGCUGAUUAUGCAUCUGAAAACCUGGAGGCCAUGAAUCCCCCUCUCUUCCUGAGGUUUCUGAACCUACUUAUGAACGAUGCAGUCUUCUUACUCGAUGAGGCUAUACAGUACCUCAGCAAAAUCAAGCUGCUGCAGCUGGAGAGGGAUCGUGGGGAGUGGGAUGGCCUUGCCCCUGACGCCCGCAGAGAGAAAGAGUCUAGUCUGCAGAUGUUUGGCCAGCUUGGUCGCUUCCACAACAUCAUGUCAAAUGAGACCAUCGGCACCUUGGCUUUCCUCACGUCCGAGAUCAAGGGGAUUUUUGUUCAUCCCUUCCUGGCAGAGAGAAUCAUCUCUAUGCUUAACUACUUCUUGCAGCACCUGGUUGGACCCAAGAUGGGUGCCCUGAAAGUAAAAGAUUUCAGUGAGUUUGACUUCAAACCCCAGCAGCUGGUGUCAGACAUCUGCACCAUUUACCUUAACCUUGGAGAUGAAGAAAAUUUCUGUGCCACUGUUCCAAAAGACGGCCGGUCGUACUCCCCCACCCUUUUCUGUCAGACGGUUCGAGUCCUCAAGAAAAUUAACAAACCUGGUGAUAUGAUUGUAGCCUUCAGUCUCCUCGCAGAUAAAAUCAAAUCUCUAGCGGACAGACAUCAGCAGGAGGAGGAGACCUACUCAGACGCCCCAGACGAGUUCUUGGAUCCAAUCAUGUCAACACUUAUGCUUGAUCCUGUGCUGCUGCCUUCUUCAAAUGUCACCGUGGAUCGUUCCACAAUAGCACGUCACUUACUCAGUGACCAGACAGACCCUUUCAACCGCAGUCCGCUCACCAUGGACCAGAUUAGGCCCAACGAGGAGCUCAAGCAGCAGAUCCUACAGUGGCUUGCAGAACAUAAGCAAGGACAUCUGCAGAUGGGACCCAGUGGUUAGCUCCUUGCGCUCACACUCUCUCGCUAACCCCAGGCAUCCUCUGCCCACAGACUUCACUGACUCUAUCUGCCUGUCUUACCUUUCUCGAUGCACUCAAGCAGUAAUGGAAGAGUAUGGGCCUACCGAAGUGGUUUUGUAUGUCUCCUGAAGAUCAGUUGAGGAAAAAAAAAAGAAGAAAGAAACAGAUUCGGGAAUGUGAGAUGUUCACCAUUCUGCUGACCUCUUCUCACCUUCAUCUGCCUGAAUGCUUUCUGUCAACAGUGACAGUGCAGUCUCCUCCUUGGACGUAUUCAACAUUUCGACUGCUGCAAUAGCUAUGAAAUAACUGUAGUGAUUUUUAUUACAUUUAGUCUUGCCAAAUUGCAGAGUAAUCUGAGUGGUCAUUGAGGGUUUAGUAUGUUGAGACACUAUAUUUCAAUUCUCAUCCAAAUUAAAAUGUAGAUUAAAAGAUAUCAAAGAUAUUUCCAAUGCAUUUGUCCUCUACCUCCAGCUAUGUAAAAAACAUAUGUACAGCACAUCUGUAUGCACCACACAUGCACAGACCAUAUAUAAGUUUCCAUUGUUUAAACUCAGUAUUCUCUAUUGUCUUAUAGGAGAAAAAUAUUCGUGUAAUCUAUAUAUUGCCCAUUCAAAUGUGGGCAGCCCCACUCUUAAUUGCAGGGAGGAGAGAUGUUUUCAUAAAGAAAUCUGUGCCUAUAUCCAUGAGCCCUUUGUUUCAUUUUAUAAUCAUGGCAUGGAUGAGUGUCAAGUUAUUGCGACAUAUUUGUUAAAAGUUACAUUUUGAGUGGAUACUUAUUGUUUCAAGAGGAUUCAUAAACAUUUUUAAACGUAAAUCAUUUUUAAUGUGAUAUUUCAUUGAUUUAGGCAUCAAACGGCAUCAUAUAACUUUAUGCAUCUUUGUGUGACAACUGUGGGUCUGUACUUAAAUGUUGGAAAGAUCUGUCAAAUGUUGCUUUACAUCCAUUGCAUCUAUGUUUAACUCAGUCCAUGUGUCUAGCAUGAUGAAUCAGAGGCAUGUUCAAGUUGAUCAUCAGCCUGUGAAUAUCAGUUCAUGAUUUUGUUCAUCAUAAUCAUGAAUCUGUAAGGAAAAAAAAAUCCUAUUUUUGUCCAUUGUUCUGAAUUGUAGGGAUAUCUAAGUUUGAGUUGGCAAGGAUGACAUUGAAAAAGGUACUUAAACCGCAAAAGUGGAGAGUUAUAGUUUUGUUACGUUCUGCCACAUCUGGCCAUGUUUUGGAGUUUGGCAGAAAUAUAUUAAACAAGAGCAUUGAACACAAGUACUAAACAAGUAUAAAC
Messenger RNA from Chanos chanos (milkfish), 4655 nucleotides. It is a transcript of the gene ube4a, whose product is annotated as ubiquitination factor E4A (UFD2 homolog, yeast). Lineage: Eukaryota; Metazoa; Chordata; Actinopteri; Gonorynchiformes; Chanidae. Gene Ontology annotation, biological process: ERAD pathway; protein polyubiquitination; ubiquitin-dependent protein catabolic process. The coding region runs from base 132 to 3362 and encodes 1076 amino acids. The transcript has 20 exons. Gene Ontology annotation, molecular function: ubiquitin-ubiquitin ligase activity. Gene Ontology annotation, cellular component: ubiquitin ligase complex; cytoplasm; nucleus. The record is from RefSeq and is a predicted model, not a curated record.